Molecule: messenger RNA, 795 nt
Organism: Aureobasidium vineae
Lineage: Eukaryota; Fungi; Ascomycota; Dothideomycetes; Dothideales; Saccotheciaceae
Source: the annotation of a GenBank genome assembly
AUGAAGUCAAUUCGUGCUACUUCUGCUCUGGCAUCCCAAGUCUCGGCCACGACGUGCUCACGAGCAGCAAUCGCGUCCCGCACCGCCUCGUCCACACAGACUCGCUCCUUCUUCCCGAAUCCCUUCGCAACCCAAUCCCUCCAGACGUUGACCGCAUCCAAAAUCCUGCCCUACGAUGCAAAAACCCUUUACGCAAUCGUCGCCGACAUCCAAAGCUACCACAAGUUUCUCCCCUUCUGCAUCUCUUCAAACGUCACCAAGCAAUCCUCUGCCGAUCCUGAGGGAAAGACAUGGCCUGAAGAAGCGGAAUUGGUUGUUGGCUACAAGGAUGUCAUGCGUGAAUCCUUCUACAGUCGCGUCUACUGCGCACCACAAAACUUCAUCGUCGAGUCCGUCAGCGGAGAGACCAACACCAACCUCCCAGCAGCAAGCAUAGAACAUCACAAUACUCGUCCCUCUGCCGAUCAAGAUCCCGCGCGCAACGCUACAAUCCUCACACAUCUCCGCUCACGCUGGCAAUUGAGUCCCUUCCCAUACAAGCCUGGUCCCAUGGGCAAUGAAAGACCUCAAGAAGUCACUCCAGAUAUCCCUGCAAGGAUGCAGACCGAGGUCAAUCUGGUCAUCGACUAUCAGUUUGCGAACCCGCUUUACACAACAUUGAGCGCUGCCGCCGCGCCCAAGGUUGCAGAGAAGAUGAUUGAGGCCUUUGAGAUGAGGGCGAGGGAGAUGUUGGAUCGUCCUGCUGCUAGCGCGACGCAGAAGUCUAAGGGCACUGUCAAUGGUUCUAACGUUUGA